Molecule: messenger RNA, 195 nt
Organism: Striga hermonthica
Lineage: Eukaryota; Viridiplantae; Streptophyta; Magnoliopsida; Lamiales; Orobanchaceae
Source: the annotation of a GenBank genome assembly
AUGAAAUGGUACCAUGAAAUGAAAUUAGAGGUUCGGGAUUACGAAUGCGAUCGAUAUGGAGUGGUGAACAAUGCCGUUUAUGCGAAUUAUUGUCAACAUGGUCAAUUUAGAUUAUCUGAAAUGCUUGGCUUAACUGCUGCUGUUGAUGUGGUAGCUCUUAAAGAGUUAUCACUCAAAUACAUUGCACCAUUGAGG